AUGGCUACUUACACAACAGCUGCUGUUUAUGAAGUUGGUGAUUCUCAAGUUUUCAACUACAACAACAAGUACCACAAUGUGAUGCAAGUGAGUAGGCAAGAAUAUGAAUCAUGCACAAUUACAGAUCCAAUUGCCACAUUCAAUACUGGCAAAGACUCUAUUACUCUUCCAUCCUCUGGUGAUUACUACUAUGUCUGUGGAAUUCCUGGUCAUUGCCAAAUUGGGCAGAAAUUUCAUAUACAUAUUGUUGGAACAAAUUCACAAGGAAGUGUUGAUAAUCCAUCUCAAACAAGUGUUGUUGCAUCACCCCUUUCUUACAUGUGGUUGAUCUUCAUCAUAAGCAUUCUUGAAUUAUGCUUCUCUCUUAGAAUUUUAGAUUUUGGUUAUUUGUUUCCAUGUUUAGUUGCCAUAUAG
Solanum dulcamara is the source of this 414-nucleotide messenger RNA. Its product is annotated as mavicyanin-like. The transcript has 2 exons. Bases 1 to 414 code for a protein of 137 amino acids. NCBI's taxonomy places the organism in Eukaryota, Viridiplantae, Streptophyta, Magnoliopsida, Solanales, Solanaceae. Gene Ontology annotation, cellular component: plasma membrane. Gene Ontology annotation, molecular function: electron transfer activity. The record is from RefSeq and is a predicted model, not a curated record.